Molecule: messenger RNA, 5840 nt
Organism: Hylaeus volcanicus
Lineage: Eukaryota; Metazoa; Arthropoda; Insecta; Hymenoptera; Colletidae
Gene: SPG11
Product: spatacsin
Exons: 23
Coding region: 264-5663 (1799 amino acids)
Biological process (GO): axon extension; axo-dendritic transport; chemical synaptic transmission
Cellular component (GO): axon; synapse; cytoplasm
Source: RefSeq, a predicted model, not a curated record
UGCGUUGUAUACGAUCUUUAAAUGAUGCACUCUCAUGUGUCGUACAUGUUUAUGUAUGCGGUAUCAGAUAUGAGAUCUUUCUUCGUCAAUAUCGUAUAUUAUUUGUUUCUGCUUUCUUAUUAAUUAAGACUAUACUAAAAUACAAUCAACUAUGUAAUAAAGCAAAGAUUAUUUUUAUGUGAAUUGAAAAGUAUAAAAUUGGAAAUACUUGUGACAAUAGUGUUUCAGUAGAGCAUUAGAACAUGUAAAGAACUACCAAUAAAAUGACAGAAAGAACAACAAUUGGAGGCAUUCCGAUAGAAUGUUUAACUGGAGAACCUGCAGCAAUUUGGUCUGGCUGGCGUUUAUUAGGAAACAGAGAAGUUAUUAGGGAAGCCUCUGCAAAAGGAACGCAUAUUAAGCUUGCACAUAAAUGUUUAGCUUACAGACAAAAUUGCUCCAUGGAAGAUGCUAGGGACUACUUCAACAAGGAAGUGGAAAUCUGGAUCACAGAACUUCUGAUGAAACACCAAAUUUUUAGAGCUUCUCAUAUUUUAAAAAAUAUGGGAAAGGAUCCAGUGGAAUACAUAUUUGAAGUUUGUAUGAAUUGCAAGGAUUCCAUACUAAGGAAUUAUUUAUCUGAAUAUCUGAUAAGCAUUGCACGUUUUGAAAAUGAGCACAUAAAUUCAUGGAACAUACUAAAGAGUAUUAUACAAUAUGAACAAAAAAAUAUGAUACAGAAUGGUUUAAGUUCUUCACUCUGUAUAGAAGAUAUUAUAACCUUGCCAGAAAAUGUAAAACAAGCAGUAUGCACAGAAUUAUAUUUUUCUAUAACUGAACAGGAUCUUUCAAUGAAUAUAACUAAUACUGUGUUAUGGGAUUACUUGUUGUCUAACAAUAAGAUUGAAACGAUAAAGUUUUGGAUUGAUACUUAUCAUAAUAGUAAUAAAAUUAGAGAACCAAAUGAUAUCAAUGAAAAAUAUAAAUCAUUAAUUACUACCAUGGAUAUUCUACCAAAUAUGAUUGAUACAAUUGAUUCUUCAAAUGCAAGCAAUCUAGUGAAAGAUUUAAUAAAAAAUCAUCUAUGCAGGUAUGGAAUAUUUGUACAAAAAGAAAAACAAGAUAUAAAAUUACUGUUAGCACGCAUCUAUGGCAGUGCCAUGACCCUAUCAGAAAUCAAUACAAUAUUUUUACAUAAAACAUGCAAUAUUAAUAACACUGAAUUUUUCCAAACUAUUGAUAAGGAACUGUGCCUUGUGCACUGCUUAACUGAAAAACACACACGAGAAGAUAAACUUAAAGUUUUGGACUUAUUUAAUAUACUAACACAAAUGUGUGAAAAUCAAGAACAAUUUGAAGAUAUAUUAAUAGAAGGAAUCUUUAAAACAAUUCAUUACCUUUCCGACGACAUAAAUGAAUUUUUAAAGCAAAAUUAUUUGAUAGUUUUAGUAUUAAUAUUUUCAUAUUUAUCUAAAGAAAAUAUAGCAAUUAGUCAAAACAAAGAUAUUGCUCCAAAAGGUAAUAUAUUAAAAAGAAUAUUCACGAGUGAAACUGAUCUACAACUGAACAAUUAUAGUAUUUCAAAUCAAAUUAUUCAAAGUAUAUUACAACAUGUGCCAAUUCUUCAACAUAUUGUAGAAAAUAAACCAAAGAAAGAGGUAACAAUGUAUGAAUUAUUAGAUGGUUAUAAAAAUUUAAUUGUAAAGCAAUUAUUUAAAUGGCGAUUCAAUGAUGAACAAAUGCCAAACUUCUCUAGUACAGUUCUUGUUAAAAAGUAUGGUCAUACAGAGUCACUAACGUAUGAAUAUUACUUGAAAGAAGCUCGUCCAAAUAUGGCUAUACUUAGCUUAAAGCAUUCUCAAGGAAAAUUAGUUAAAACUGUAUCUUCCAGAAGAAAAUGUAAAGCAGGUCUUUAUGCGCAUAUUCUUGCCCUGCGAAAUUUAGAUAAACCAGAAAUACUUUGUACCUGUGUUUCUUUCAUUGAAAUGUUAGGUAUUAAUUCAGAAAUUUUAAGACUCCAUGUGACGACGGCAAAUUAUGUGCAAAAAGAGAUCAAUGUGCUAAUUGGAAAUUUAUUAGAAAACGUAAUAUACAAAGACGAAACUGCCAUAAAAACUAUAAUGUCUUAUCUGGAAAAUAGUUUUCAAAAAAAUUUUAAUGAAUAUUUAGUUGAUGACAGUCAGCAAUUUGUAUCCAUAUUGAAAAUAUGGGAUUUUAUUGUACGAUUUGCAAAGGCACACAAUUAUUCUUUACCAACCAGCUUAUUAAAGUUUUUAGCAAAUCAAAAUCAUUGGUUUCAAUUUGUUACAGUUUGCCAAAUUUUUGCUUAUCCUUUAAAUCAGGUAUUAGAAAAUACUAAACAUUUUGGAGAUGAAAUUAUCAAAGAGCACUUGCUAACUUUGUUAAGUAAUACACAACUUACAAAGUCACAAUCAACUAUUCAUGGUGAUCAAAAAAUAAAAUCACGAGAUACUAGGCAGUCCCUGUAUUACAAGAUCGGAGUUAAACAAAGUGGGUCUCCUAUUUCUGGUUCUCCAGUAUCUGCAGAUUCAGGAAGCACGUCUGAUUCUUGUAGUAUAUACGAAUAUCACAUAAAUGACACUACUUGUUCCUCAAACGAUGAUUUAUGGCUAAUUAUUUUAAAAUGUCAUCAAAGUCCAGAUCCACCUGGUGCACUAAUAAAUGCAUCCCGGUUAACAUCAAGACCUUUUCUCACAGUUUUAGCAACUUGUUAUGAGCCAUCUGCAAUAGCAGCAUAUUCUUAUUCAUGGAUGGUAAUAUCUGCUGCAAAUGAAAGUAUUACUUCUGAUUAUAAAGAAUGCCUGGAACAACAAGUAUGGACAGCCAAUCAAGUUCUAAAUUUAUUAGGCACAAUGGUGACAUGUGGAUAUAUUAGUACUCUUAAUAAAGCUUACAAAAUCUUUAUGCCUGAAAGUCCCUUCAAUUCCUUUUUUGAAUUCCUCACACAAUGUACAAAUUAUGGAAACUUCAAAACUUGUCAGCAAAAAUUGUUGGAAUUCAAAACCCAAUGUUUAAACCUCAAACGGAAUAAAGUUAUGGAUUGGGAUUGUUCAGAUAACACAUACUUGGAAAACUUGUAUUGGGUUGCAAUUGUUGCUGUUAAAUGUAUUAUUGCAACACUUGCUUAUUGUCUUAACAGUACACAUUUGCAAAUCAAAUUUCUUGAAAUUUUAAUGAAAUGCAAUUUUUACGCAGAUUUGCCAGUUUAUGUCCCAAAUUUUCAACAUCUUUUACAAAUUGCAAAGAUACUUCAGAAAACUAGUGUUACAUUAAACUUUGCAGCUGUUACAAUGUCAGAUAAUCUAUAUAAUUUUGAUCCUGAAAUUCAGAGAUGUGUUAAUGAUUUAUUAAAAACUAAAAAUUAUAACAGUGCAUUAGAAUUGUCAAAUGUAGCAGGAUUAAAUUCAUCUGACAUUAUCUUGGCACAGUAUCGGCAUCAAUUUAAAUGUUGUAUGCAACAAAAUGAUAAAAUUAGAAAUGAAUUCUGGAAUGAAUGUGCCAUGAAUUUUGAAAAAUACAAUGUUCCAUCUGAAAAGUCUGCAGAAUUUUUUGUUGAACAUGCUGAAAAAGUUGUUUCUCACAAAGAAAGAUAUGAAAUAUUGUUCCUGGCUUUUGAAAAACUAAAAAAUAUCGAAACAGAGCAAGAGACUAUUGAUACAUUAGAAGUAGCAAUGUGGAAAUCUUGUAUAUUAGCUGGUCCCGAAAAUAUACACUUAAAUGGUGGACCUUACAUUUUUAAUAAACUAAAAACAGAAUUAUUAUCAGGAUUGAACAGAGUGAAAUUUAGCUAUACAUUGAAUUACCCAUAUGAAAAGAAUGCAGCUGAAAAUUUGAUUAAUAAGUUAAUUGAUUUAGGUAAAUUGGACAUUGCAUUAAGAAUUAGUACUAUUUUUAAUUACAAACAUAAGGAUUUACAAAUUUUAAUGUUGUGUUUGAGCUUGGCUGAAGGUGAAAUUACACCAAAUAAGUUAACUUUUGAACAAAAAAAUUUUUUAAAGGAAAUAAAUGAAAAUAAACAACAAAUGUACGGUGCCUUCAAGAAUCGCAGUUUACGAAGAUUAUCCUCGUCAUCUUCGUUAAUCACUCUAACCAACAUGCAUGAAAUAACCAAAGCGAAAGACGAAAAUAUGCACAAAAUGAAAAUAGAAUGCUUAUCAAUUUUACAAACAUUACUCAAGAACUUAAAACAUGGAACAGAGACAUGUUUGAGAAUUGUAUUAUGUUAUAAAUUGGCAGUGCACUUAGGAAAGAGUUAUCAUUUCUUGUUACUGUUGAGCAAUCCUUUUCAAUUCUUACAAGAAAUUGCAGAAAGUAAUAUCGAUAAUAAAUCUGAAGUUUUUACUGAUAUAAUUGUUGCAUACAAAAUAAGCAACGAUACUAUUGCUACAUUUUUGGCUGAAAAUAUUAUGACAAACAUCACACGUGCCAUUGAAGGUGGAUAUGAGGAUAAUAUUUCUUUGUGGGGAUAUUCUUUGAAUACAAAUUUUCGUGUAAUUAUGGAAUUAUGCGAUGAUAUAUCACUUCUCGGUUGGCAACUUUUAAAAACAGCAAAUAAAUUACUUGGACAUUCCCAUGGUGAAAACAAAAAUGUGUCAACUUUAAAGACAAUUGUAGAAUUAUUAAUACGAUCUCACGAUUGUUUUACGACUUCUUGUAAUAUGGAAGGUAUAGCGGCAAUAUUGCGUAAAUGUCAAAAUCUCGCAAAUGUGUUGCAAAAUCUCAAGUUAUGGGCAUUAUUGGUUCGACUUGUAACAGGUGUUGGUCGAUUUAUAGAAAUGAAUUAUAUAUUUGAAAUAUUAAAAACUAAUGACCAAUUUGAAUUCUUACUUGGAAAAGGAUUAGAUAAGGUGACUGGUCUCAAAAUGGCACUAUUAGAAUUUCUAAAACGACAUUGUCCCGAGAAUAAGGAUCUUUUUACGUUAGUGGCAUUACAUUUCCAAUUGUAUCAUGAACUUGCACUUAUGUGGGAAAAUGAAGCAAAGGAUGAAAUCAAAACAUUAAUAUCUGAUGUGAUGAAAGAUCAAGGAAAAUUGCAAUACAAUAUUCCACAUGAAAUGAAAUUAUUUAAGACUGAAAAUGUUCAAAAACAGUUACAAACAGCUGUAGUCAAUUUUACUCAUGCAAGCCAAUACUAUUUGAAGGCUAAUGAAUUGAAUCUUGCUGGUCAAUGUUCAGAUCAAACACAAUUAGUUGCUCUUCAACUUUCACUACUUAACACGGUGUCUACUAAUCAACAAGUAAUCUGCAUACUUAAUAUAAAGUCUGAAGACAUUGACAGAAUAUUAUGCCAAAUUUUAAAUUUCUCUCAAGCUCUUAUUGUUAUACAUGCCUACAAUCAUCAUGUAGAUUGGGCUAAUUUGAUAUAUAAUCAUUGUAUAUUGAAUGGAAAAAAGAAAUAUUUAAAAGAUUUUAUGGCUAUGAAACGAUUAACUCCCAGCUUGGUACAAGAUUGUGCACGCAGGUAUAGAUUAGAAAAGAGUAUUACUUAUACAAUGACAGAGAAUAUGAAAAUGUUAGUGUCUGAAUUAUCAGAUGUGGAAUGUAAAUACAUGCUAGCAAGUCAAUUAGGAUAUAAGGAUAUCGUAGAAACAAUGCUCAGUAAUCCUAUGAUAGGUGCAUAUCUCAAAGAUACUGUAUGGAAAAAGGGUUAUAAUACUAACUAAAUGUUUCGCAUUCCUAACACCAUGUACUUCUGAUAAACUUCAAAUUUUAAAUCGUGACGAAAAUGUAUUACUUCCAUGUAAAUAUAAAUUUUCAUUUAUUUAAAAAAAAAAAAAAUGUCGAGCUUCAAACUCUGUAUAACUCAUAACUUCAAACGGUAAUCAUGGCGUCCGAAAGUA